AUCUAUGUGAACACCAUGCGCGAGAUCUCCGAGAGCCACAAGCAGCAGCUUGACGCACCGCACCGCUCGUAGUUCUCGACAAUACAGUGUCUGUAGAACGAGGACAUGUUGCUGCUGAACACUUCCGCUGCCUGGCUGCUGCUGCUGGCCUUCCUCGGGCAGCAGCUCUCUCUGUCCUGUGGCGCGCGCGAUAAGCACCGCGCGGCGGAGGACCACAGCGUGACCCCGGCCCCCGGCAGAGGGCAGAGGAGCGCGGGCAAGCCCGCAGCGAGCGCUCGAGGAAAGUUCUCCAUCGCCGACAAGAUGCGGUGCACGUGGAGCUCCGCGAGCGUCGGGGACACCGUCAGGCUGUCUGUGAAAUGCGUGGAACGGGAGGCGCGCGUCACAGGCGGUGUCAACGAGCUGCUGUGUCACUACGACGCCAAACCGCAGAGCUGCCCGGGCUACCUGUCCGACAACAAGGGCUUCUGGAAACAGGUGGGCCGCGCGCUCAAGAGGCGGAAGGGCCACGUGUGUGAGGACGAACGCACGUUGAAGGCUGGCAUGUGCAAGCGCGCGCCUCUGGACGCGAGCUUCAAGCUCGACACCCUCAGCUUCGUCCGCCUCGUCGCCUCGGGUCCGUCCGGAGAACCGGAGACUCCCGAGCCGCGGACGACGACGACGACGACGACGACGACGACGCCGCCGCCGCCUCUCUCCGUCUCCACCGCGGCGCCUGGGGCCGGACCGACGGCCUGCACAAAGAGUGCGAACCACCGGGAAACGGCUGAAGAGUAUUGCAGCGGCUCGUGGGCCGGGGUGUGCAACUUCUUGAUGUCCAUACUGCAGAGUGACGACUGUUGAGCUGCUUCCGGUCGCAGGAGGACAUUGUGGCGUUAAUUGUCGGUUCAUGUUUUGAUCUACAAGAGUCCGAGUUUCUCUGAGUUGUUUUCACAACCACUCAUAUGUUAGUUAUGUUCACCGGCUCAUGCAGAUGUGGAUAUGAUUAAGUUUUAUGUUUCAAGUAAUGUAUCACCAUGCGGUGGUUUUUACUUUGUACUUUAAGUACAAUGUUAAGAAAAAAAAAAAAAAACAAGAUAAAUACUUGUAUCAUGCAGUUGUGGUUACUUUUCAGAUUUUGAAUGUCCCUUUUAUUGUUAAAUUAGCUUCACCUUGACCAACCAUUUAAAAAGCUGCUCACACAUCGAUGCACUAAUAAUAAUGAUCAAAAUGUUACGAUAUAGAGAGAAAUACUUUUUAAUACUUGAAGAAAAAUGUGCUGAUGAAUCUGUUUUGAAUGUUGUGUUUUGGGCUUUUUUGACUUUUCAAUGAACCCUCCUCACCACGCCAUCGGUCAGGUGUUCAUUCACGACCACUAAACACGAACAUUGGAAACACAAAUCAAUGUUGACCUGAAAUGGUUUAAAAGUUUUGAAUCCUUGAGAAUAUUUGUUUUCUUACUUGUAAUAGCGUUAUUUUACAGUGUGAUAUUGUUUUAUUCAACCUGAACACUUCCUCUGUUUAUCCCACCAAACUGAAGAUUGAUUAUUAUAAUUUAGAGGGGUAUACAUUCCUUCUACCUCUGGUCAACUUUAUCAAUCAAUCAAGUAAACACCGCUGUAUUUAUGCACCACCAAAUAAAUAUUUUCUAUUUACA
This is a messenger RNA of Cyclopterus lumpus (lumpfish), 1636 nucleotides long. RefSeq names its product fibroblast growth factor binding protein 1b (gene fgfbp1b). Gene Ontology annotation, molecular function: growth factor binding. Lineage: Eukaryota; Metazoa; Chordata; Actinopteri; Perciformes; Cyclopteridae. The record is from RefSeq and is a predicted model, not a curated record. Gene Ontology annotation, biological process: cell-cell signaling. The transcript has 2 exons. Bases 106 to 843 code for a protein of 245 amino acids.